Helobdella robusta is the source of this 429-nucleotide messenger RNA. RefSeq lists its product as hypothetical. Lineage: Eukaryota; Metazoa; Annelida; Clitellata; Rhynchobdellida; Glossiphoniidae. The transcript has 2 exons. Bases 1 to 429 code for a protein of 142 amino acids. The record is from RefSeq and is a predicted model, not a curated record.
AUGCACGUAAGUCACUUGAACAUGGAUUCGAAAGAAAAGGAGACAGUUGUGAGAGAGCAGGCGAUGGGCGGCAUAUCUCUCUUUCAGAAGUACAUCGGCAUCAUAAUGAACUACUUCAACAAAUACUUGUGUUUGAAAUGCAACCAACCGAGUUGCAACACUGCGAACUGUCUGAAGAAGGAAGAGCAGGCAGUCAGCGAUGAUGGAAGCAACGACGAUCUUGACCUCCCCCCUGCUGGCGUGGCUCACCACGUCAAAGCCAACCUCAAGUUUUGGGAAGAUUAUACGGCCGAUCAAAUCAAAGCUCUGCUGAACUUUUUGUUUAGAGAGUGCACAGACGAGGAAGAUUAUGAAUUUCCGUGCUAUCACGAUUCCACGUGCUAUGCAUACGUGCUCCAUGACAAUCUCACCCAACUGGUUUGCAAGUGA